Messenger RNA from Tilletiaria anomala UBC 951, 937 nucleotides. Its product is annotated as ribosomal protein L13. The transcript has 2 exons. Gene Ontology annotation, biological process: translation; negative regulation of translation. NCBI's taxonomy places the organism in Eukaryota, Fungi, Basidiomycota, Exobasidiomycetes, Georgefischeriales, Tilletiariaceae. Gene Ontology annotation, molecular function: mRNA binding; structural constituent of ribosome. Bases 21 to 635 code for a protein of 204 amino acids. Gene Ontology annotation, cellular component: cytosolic large ribosomal subunit; ribosome. The record is from RefSeq and is a predicted model, not a curated record.
GGACCCAACAAGCCUUCAAGAUGGCCUCUAUGUCAUCCACUCCGAUCCUCGUCGACGGCAAGGGCCACCUGCUCGGCCGUCUGGCCUCGGUCCUCGCCAAGCAGAUCCUCUCCGGACAGCGGGUGACCGUCGUCCGUUGCGAGUCCAUCAAUGUCUCGGGCUCUUUCUUCCGCAACAAGCUUCGCUACCAUGCGUACCUCCACAAGACGCACUGCUACAACCCGCGCAAGGGUGGCCCCUGGCACCACCGCGCUCCGUCGCGCAUCCUCUACAAGGCCGUCCGUGGUAUGGUCCCCCACAAGACUGCCCGUGGCGCUGCUGCGCUUGAGCGCUUGAAGCUCUACGAGGGCUGCCCACCCCCGUACGACCGCAAGAAGAAGAUGGUCAUCCCUGCUGCCCUUCGCGUGCUCCGCCUGAAGCCAGGCCGCAAGUACUCCACCCUCAAGAGGAUCUCGCACGAGGUCGGCUGGGCGCACCAGGAGAUCGUCGACAAGCUCGAGGACAAGAGGCGUGUUCGCGCUCAGGCAUACCAGGAGCGCAAGGUCGCAUCCCUCAAGAAGCGCACCUCGGCUGCCACCAACGCCUCUGGGCCACUCGCUGAGGUCAACCAGAAGCUUGCCGUCUACGGCAUCUAAGCUUGGGCACAUCGCCUUUGUUCAACUACACCACCGCAGGUGACCCAGCAGCAGCAGUAGCAUGGUGAUCGGAUAGUGUGUAACGCAUUCUUUCACAGGCGAGGCGACGACGAGUGAGCAUAGAGGCGUUCGCUCUGGUCAUCGCUUGAUAUGGGUCGUAGAAGACGCACCAUGGCGCUAUGCCCGGCGCUCUAUGAGCAAUUCAAACACUUCUUUGGCGGCCGGCGGCUCCUUUGGGCUUCCGUCCUGCUUUGUAUUUUCACACCAACGCAACAUGACCCCGUGCACAUGCACCAACCCCG